Messenger RNA from Marmota monax (woodchuck), 1137 nucleotides. RefSeq names its product coiled-coil domain containing 28B (gene Ccdc28b). The transcript has 6 exons. The record is from RefSeq and is a predicted model, not a curated record. Lineage: Eukaryota; Metazoa; Chordata; Mammalia; Rodentia; Sciuridae. The coding region runs from base 197 to 799 and encodes 200 amino acids.
CGCAGCAAGAGGCGGACCCUGCGCUGGUCUUCCCUCCACCACGCCCAGACCCAUUCGGCGCCCCGCCAGCCUCAGUGCUGUGACCUCGCCUCACCGCCCCAGAGAGAGGAGUCAGGCGGGUGGCAGCAGCGUGGAGGGAGCCGCCGCCAGAGGACCCCUAGAGCGGAGGCUCAGGCCUGAGGCUUACCAGCACCCAAUGGAUGACAAAAAGAAGAAAAGGAGUCCCAAGCCCUGCCUGACCCAGGCAGCCCAGGCCCCAGGCACACUACGCAGGGUCCCUGUGCCAACUAGCCACAGUGGCUCUUUGGCCCUAGGACUCCCUCAUCUACCAUCCCCCAAGCAGCGGGCCAAGUUCAAGAGAGUAGGCAAAGAGAAAUGCCGCCCAGUACUGGCUGGAGGUGGGGGCGGCUCUGCAGGCACGCCCUUGCAGCACUCCUUCCUGACCGAGGUGACUGAUGUCUAUGAGAUGGAGGGGGGUCUGCUGAAUCUGCUCAAUGAUUUCCACUCCGGCAGGCUGCAAGCCUUCGGGAAGGAAUGCUCCUUCGAGCAAUUGGAACAUGUUCGAGAGAUGCAGGAGAAGCUGGCCCGGCUGCACUUCAGCCUGGAUGUGUGUGGGGAAGAGGAGGAUGAGGAAGAGGAAGAGGACGGAGUCACGGAGGGGUUGCCUGAGGAGCAGAAGAAGACCAUGGCGGACCGCAACCUGGACCAGCUGCUUAGCAAUCUGGAAGAUCUUAGUAAUUCUAUACAGAAACUGCACCUGGCAGAGAAUGCUGAGCCUGAGGAGCAGUCAGCUGCAUAGGUGUAGUACCCAGGCCCACACUGCCUCUUUCAUUCUCUUCAAACUGUGACUUCCCUUCGUGGUGGUGCACGCCUAUAAUUCCAGCUACAUGAGAGACUGAGGCAGGAGGAUCUCAAGUUCAAGACCAGCCUGUUACAUUUAGACCCUGGCUCAAAAUUAAAUUUUUAAUAAAGGAAUGGGGGUGUAGGUCAGUGGCAGAGCGCUCGCCUAGCAUGUGCAAGGCCCUAGGUUUCAGCCCCAGGACCGGGAAAAAAAAAAUGACUUUACGCAGCUCCCCAGGUGCUAUGAAGUUGGGGACAUUGGAUGGAAUUAAACCAAAAAUAAAAAGUAAAAAAGUG